Messenger RNA from Penicillium canariense, 1386 nucleotides. RefSeq lists its product as uncharacterized. Lineage: Eukaryota; Fungi; Ascomycota; Eurotiomycetes; Eurotiales; Aspergillaceae. The transcript has 3 exons. The record is from RefSeq and is a predicted model, not a curated record. The coding region runs from base 1 to 1386 and encodes 461 amino acids.
AUGGCUAUGCAAUACUUCAACCAGAUCAAACAUCGGCGACGGUCCUCCCAGAUCUUGAAGCCACCAAACCCUGUCCUAACCGCCGAGGACGAGGCUUUCUUGCAGCAGGUUACGUCAGAUCCAGAGAAUAGACGUAAAUCUACAGCCCAGAACGAACCUUUGGCGUCUGAAGGCCCGACAGAGAGCUCUCAACAGCCUGUUUUGGGUGAUGGCGCCCUAGAUAUUCCCCUUCCUGCCUCGCCAGCAGAGGAGUUUGGAAAGGAACUCGGCGAAGAGGAAAGAAAGGCGCGCGAGCGGCGUGACGAUAUGAAGACUGAGUCCGCACCUGCUAAGCUACAAGAUACACCCGCCCCUGAGAAGAAGAAACGAUGGAGCACCAUAUUUCGCAAGAAAAACUCCGAUACAGACAAGGACAGAGAACCAACCACUGCAGGUGACCUAAAGACCGAGACUUCUACUCCUACAAGCAAUGGACAAGAAGCACAGAAGGACCAGGAAGACAUGACGGACAUCCUCGACCGAUUGAACCUAGCUGCGGAUAACAAUCGGGUCUUCUCAGUCAGCGACGAGACGCAGGAGCUCCUCCGCAAGUUCAAGCUUAUUUUCAAGGACUUGAUAAAUGGCGUUCCAACGGCGUAUCAUGACUUGGAGAUGCUUCUGACGAACGGCAACCGACAAUUACAAGAUACAUACACCAAGCUGCCAGGCUUUAUGCAGAAGCUUAUUGAAAAACUUCCCGAGAAAUGGACCGAGUCGCUGGCUCCAGAGAUGCUUGCCGUCGCCGGUGAACGUGCGAGCCGGAGCGGAAUCAAUAUGGAGAAUGUGGGAAAAGCAGCCGCAGUUGCAGAGAAGGCGGGUCUCAAUGUUCCAAGCCUUAAAGAGCUUGUAUCCAAACCCGCUGCAAUUGUCGGGAUGCUGCGGUCAAUCAUGCAAUUCCUGCGCGCUCGCUUCCCAGCUGUGUUGGGCAUGAAUGUCCUUUGGUCGCUGGCACUAUUCAUCCUACUAUUUGUUCUGUGGUACUGCCACAAGCGUGGCCGCGAAGUUCGUCUUGAAAAUGAGCGUCUGGUGACGGAGGAGGAAAUCAAGAAGCUCAAUGAAGAUGGUUCCGAAGGCCAGAUCCGUCCGACUGAGACUUUGACAACCACCGCACCCCAAGGUGCCUCAGCUGAUGAAGUCCGUGAGGGUGUGAAGAAGGUGGAGGAGGCUAGGGCUUCGGCCGCUAACCUUGCUGCUAUGUCGGAGCCUAAACCCGAGCCACAGAGUGAGAACAAUGAGAGCACUCGCCCGGCUGUGAUCCCGACUCGAUCGAAGUCAAUUUUGUCCAUUUGGAAUCGAUCGAAGCAUGAACCGACACCAAGCAACAUUUCGCCUUAUCCCGGGACUUGA